Cuscuta campestris is the source of this 2122-nucleotide messenger RNA. Lineage: Eukaryota; Viridiplantae; Streptophyta; Magnoliopsida; Solanales; Convolvulaceae. The record is from the annotation of a GenBank genome assembly.
AGAAGACCCCAAUUCGCGCGCGUUUGGGUGCUGCAAAAUACGACGUCGCAUUCACUUGCUCCCCUUCUAGAGCAACCGGAGCAUUUCUUGAUUCUUUCAAUGUAAUUUUGAAACUUGAAAGCUGGCGUUGAUCUGGUUCUCGGGGGAGAAGAAAUGAAGAAAUCCGAUAAAAUUGCAUUUUUAUUUGCAAUACUUUUCGCCGAAUUUAGCCUUUAUGCGAUCGGAGAAGAAGUAUUUGAUGUUCGGAAACAUCUCUCCACUGUAUCUAGAUAUGGUGCUGUGAAGGAUAUACUAUCAGGCGAAUCGGUUGUGGCUUCUGAGAUCCCCAAUCAAUGUACCCCAAUUCACUUAAAUCUCGUGGCUAGGCAUGGCACUCGUGCUCCAACGAAGAAAAAGAUAAUGGAGUUAGAUGCCUUAUCCAGCCACCUAGAAGUCCUUGUGAAAGAUGCAAAAGAACAAAGGAAAUCAUUGGAGAAAGUUCCUGCAUGGAUGCGUGUAUGGAAGUCUCCGUGGAAGGGGAAACGCACAGGUGGAGAACUUAUUGCUGAAGGAGAAGAUGAGCUAUAUAAUCUUGGGAUAAGAAUCAGAGGAUAUUUUCCAGAUCUCUUUAAGGAGGAAUAUCAUCCAGAUGUUUAUACAAUUAAGGCAUCUCAGGUCCCUCGGGCAUCAGCUAGUGCUGUGGCCUUUGGCAUGGGCCUUUUUAGUGCAAGAGGGAAGCUUGGGCCAGGCAAAAAUCGAGCAUUUGCAGUUAGCAGUGAAAGCCGUGCAAGUGACAUAAUUCUGAGAUUUCAUGAUUGUUGUCAAAGCUAUAAGGAGUUCAGAAAGAGCCAACAACCUACUCUUGACAAGCUCAAGGAGCCCGUCUUGAAUGAAAUUACUAAGGAUUUUAUAAAGAAGUAUGGGCUUAACUUCACUAGGCAAGAUAUAUCUUCUUUAUGGUUUCUCUGUAAGCAGGAAGCAUCAUUAUUGAACAUAACUGGUCAAGCUUGCAGUUUAUUCAGUCCGUCUGAGGUUUCUCUGUUGGAGUGGACUGAUGACUUGGAGCUGUUCAUAAUAAAAGGCUAUGGUAAUUCAUUGAACUAUAGAAUGGGAGUUCCGUUGCUUGAAGAUGUAAUUCAAUCUAUGGAACAGGCAAUCAAGGCUAAAGAAGAAGGACAUCCCCAAGGAAGUUAUGAAACUGCAAGGCUACGUUUUGCUCAUGCAGAAACCUUGCUUCCCUUUUCAUGUUUGAUCGGACUAUUUCUUAAAGAAUCUGAAUUUGAAAGGAUUCAAAAAGAAGAAGUAUUACAACUCCCUCCCAGGCCUCCUCAAAAGAGAAAUUGGCGGGGCAGUGUAGUUGCACCUUUUGCCGGAAAUAACAUGCUAGUACUCUACAGUUGUUCUGCACAGGAAUCAAGCAAGUACUAUGUUCAUGUGUUGCACAAUGAGCAUCCAAUUCCAAUGCCGGGUUGCAAUGGAUCUGCUUUUUGCCCUUUUGAAGUAUUUAAGAACCGAAUAGCCGCUCCUCACAUGAAGCUUGACUACAAUACCCUUUGCAAUGUGAUCCCUAGUGAUGUUGUGGCGCCAAGCGUGUGGUCAAGAGCAUUUGCGUGGCUUUUCUCACCAAGGACCGCUCCCACGCCAUCCCCGAAGGUUGAACUAUAGUUUCUUUUUCUGAAACGUUUGUGUAAGUUAAUUACCCACGCCAUCUAUUUUGAUUGCUCUCUGUGUUGGCCUAAUGACAAGAAACCCAAAACUUUUCCUCAAAUUUGCAAUCCCGUCCCAAGCUUUAAAAAUUACCAAAUUUGUCAUGAUUUGGGCUCUCAAGUGUAUAUUUGGUGUCAAGAAAUUGCACUCAUGCCCAAAUCAUUGCAAAAUAAAUCGACGGUUUUUGAAGUCUUUGGACAGAAUCGCAAAUUUAUGGUGAAGUUUUGGCUUUAUUUUUUUGCUUACUUUCAGUUGCUGGCUGGUAGCUGAACCUAACCAUCCGAUCUUCUGGUGGGAUUUAUUAAAAAAAAAAUGAAAGUGAAACUUGAGAGGAUGGGAACAGAAACAACUAACCUUUUUUUUGUUGAAAGAACUAACUAACCCGGUUUUGUUGGGAAUAUUAUCAGAUUUUUAAGCUCUAAAAUUGGUAAUGGAU